This is a messenger RNA of Leopardus geoffroyi (Geoffroy's cat), 1693 nucleotides long. RefSeq names its product nuclear FMR1 interacting protein 1 (gene NUFIP1). NCBI's taxonomy places the organism in Eukaryota, Metazoa, Chordata, Mammalia, Carnivora, Felidae. Gene Ontology annotation, biological process: box C/D snoRNP assembly. The transcript is spliced from 10 exons. The record is from RefSeq and is a predicted model, not a curated record. Gene Ontology annotation, molecular function: RNA binding. Gene Ontology annotation, cellular component: nucleus. Bases 65 to 1528 code for a protein of 487 amino acids.
ACCGGAAGUGACGCAUAAAGCUUGCUCCAUAUUCGCGUGCUAGGUUCCCUACCUGGCUGGAGGCAUGGCUGAGCCUGCUGGUGAUUUCGUGACUUCUAACGGGUGGCUUCCAGCAUCCGAGCUGACCCCCACGUUGGGGCCUCUGAGAGACACUGCUUCACUGUCCGACAACUGGAUGUUCUGGGCAAUGCUGCCGCCGCCACCACCGCCUUCGUCGUCGCCUCCCGUACGAGGGUCAGAGCCUUCCUCAGGGGAGCAGCACCCCCAGGAAGCCCAGGUUCUCCCCGAGGCGCCUCCUCCCUUCGACGCCCAGAUUCUUCCCGGGGCGCAGCCUCCCUUCGACGCCCAGUCCCCCCUUGAUUCUCAGCCUCAACUCAACGGCCAGCCUUCCUGGAAUUUCCAGGCUUCUACAUCGUGGUACUGGAGACAGUCUCCUGGUGUUUUUCCUGGAUAUCAGAACACUCCGGUUAAGCGUUCUUAUUUUCCACGAAAAUAUGACGCAAAGUUCACUGACGUCAACUUCCCUCCCAGUAGAAAACAGAAGAAAAAGAAAAGAAAGGAACCAGUUUUUCACUGUUUUUGUGAUACCUGUGAUCGUGGUUUUAAAAAUCAAGAGAAGUAUGAUAAACACAUGUCUGAACAUACAAAAUGUCCUGAGGUAGAUUGUUCUUUUAGUGCACAUGAGAAGAUUGUCCAGUUCCAUUGGAGAAAUAUGCAUGCUCCUGGCAUGAAGAAGAUCAAGUUAGACACUCCAGAGGAGAUUGCAAGAUGGAGGGAAGAAAGAAGGAAAAACUACCCGACUCUGGCCAAUAUUGAAAGAAAGAAAAAAUUAAAACUUGAAAAGGAAAAGAGAGGAGCAGUUUUGACAACAACACAGUAUGGCAAGAUGAAAGGGAUGUCCAGACAUUCACAUAUGGCAAAGAUCAGAAGUCCUGGCAGGCAUCACAAAUGGAAAAAUGACUGUGUUGGACAGACAGCAGCCACUGGAUCUGGUAGUAGCUUGCGUGAUUCGAAGCCUGAAGAUCCGCCCAAGGCAAAUGCAGACCCUCUGGGUGUUUUGGUAAACACGGACUCUGAGUCUGAUAAAGAGGAGAAACCACAGAGUACCGUCAUACCUAAGGAAGUAACACCAGCCCUGUGCUCACUAAUGAGCAGCUAUGGCAGUCUCUCAGGGUCAGAGAGUGAGCCAGAAGAAGCUCCCAUUAAGACUGAAGCAGACAUUCUGGUGGAAGAUGAGGUUCUUCAUAGUGAAACUCCUAAGAAACCAAGUCAAGAUGUUAAAGUGACUGUUAGAAAGUAUGAGAGCCAAAAGAAAAGUUUUAAAAAGACAAACCCUAAGAGGAGAAAAGAUUAUCACAACUAUCAAACAUUAUUUGAACCAAGAACACACCAUCCAUAUCUCCUGGAAAUGCUUUUAGCUCCAGACAUUCGACAUGAAAGAAAUGUUAUUUUGCAGUGUGUUCGGUACAUCAUCAAAAAUGACUUUUUUGGACUUAAUACUAAUUCUGCAAAAACUAAAGAUGUAUAGGUACCUGAUGUUUCAGCGCUCAUGCAACUCCUAAAGUUAGUAGAGGAAAACAUUUUUAAAAGAAAACUGGAUUAAUAAUUAAAUUGUCAGCCUCAUGGGAUAUUAUGUUGGAUUUUUAAUUCUUUCCUUUGAAUCUAUGCAAAUAAAUACAUAACUGAUUUUUAA